AUGCACAAGAUAAUAUAUACCAGAGAGAAGCCCUAUGCCUGUAAUGAUUGUGGGAAAACCUUCAGUAUUCUUUCAUACCUUACAAGACAUAAGAGAAUCCACACUGGAGAGAAAUGUGUUGAGUAUAGCCACUGUGGAAAAGCACACCUGUGGAUACAUACAAAUACUAGGGAGAAACCUUACAAGUGUGAUCAGUGUUGGAGAACUUUUAGAAUGAACUGUAAUCUUAAUGUGCACAAGAAAAUGCAUGCUGGAGAGAAACCAUGUACAUGCAAUGAAUAUGGGAAAGCCUUCAGGGAUCACUCAUGCCUUAAAGAACAUGUGCGAAUUCACACUGGAGAGAAACCUUUUGCACCUAAUCAGUGUGGGAAAGCCUUCAGAGUGAAAUUUUUCCUCACUUUGUACAAGAAAAUUCACAUGAGAAUGAAACAAUAUGAAUGUAAGGAAUGUGGGAAAGCCUUUGGUGGUCUCUUACCUCAUAGGAGACAUAUGAAAAAGCACACCAGGGAAAAGAAACCCUUCAAGUAUAGUGAGCAUGAAAAAGUUUUUAGGAGGCAUAUAUCCCUUACAAUACACAUAAGAACUCACACUGGAGAGAAACCCUAUGAGUGUGAUCAAUGUGGGAAAACCUUCAGUGUAAGGUGUAAUCUUACUGUGCAAAAAGAGUCCAUAUUGGCGAAUAACCUUAACAAUGCAAUGUCUGUGAACAUGCUUUCAGUAAGCUCUCAUCCCUUCAGCGGCAUCAUGAGAGCACUCAUGCUGGGUAAAACUCCUAGUAAUGUCCAUAUGCAAUAA
Leptonychotes weddellii (Weddell seal) is the source of this 795-nucleotide messenger RNA. NCBI's taxonomy places the organism in Eukaryota, Metazoa, Chordata, Mammalia, Carnivora, Phocidae. The record is from RefSeq and is a predicted model, not a curated record.